Messenger RNA from Dermacentor albipictus, 1815 nucleotides. RefSeq lists its product as uncharacterized. NCBI's taxonomy places the organism in Eukaryota, Metazoa, Arthropoda, Arachnida, Ixodida, Ixodidae. The record is from RefSeq and is a predicted model, not a curated record.
UUCUGCACGACCUCAGUGACUUUUACUAGUGGGCACAAGUUCGCCUUUAAUAAAUAUCCUUGUUUUACUAACAUCGUUACAUUUCUGGUGGAGGUGCGGGGUAUGAGUCGAAGCCCCACGAACGAAAGUCAGCGUAGCCCCGACAACCCGCGAGUCCAUCCCGUGGAACUGACACCUGUACACCAGCGCACCAGCCGCCGUCUUCGAGGUGACUCACCCGAAUUCGGCCCUCUUCUCUUCUUGCCAAGAGAAACUCCCACAACGGGCGCCGCCACAAUGACUACCCAGGUAACACCGGCACAGCUAGUCGUAAGCCAACCUCGCAAGCCGCCAACAUUCCAUGGUGACUCGUUCGAAGACGUGGAAGAUUGGUUGGAACUGUUCGAGAGAGUGGCGAGCUUUAAUGAAUGGAAUGAAAGACAGAAGCUCCGUAACGUAUAUUUCGCGUUGGAAGACUUCGCAAAAACGUGGCAUGAAAACCACGAACCCUCUUUGACCUCUUGGGAGGAAUUUCGACGACAACUGCUAGCAACGUACGCCAGCACGGAUCGUAAAGAAAAGGCGGAAAUCGCACUUCAAGCCAGGAACCAGCUCACAAACGAGAACGUGGCGAUGUACAUCGAGGACAUGUCCCGCCUGUUCAAGCGUGCUGAUCCCACCAUGAGUGAAGAUAAGAAGCUGCGCCAUCUCAUGCGUGGAGUAAAGCAGGAACUCUUCGCAGUUCUAGUCCGUAACCCACCGCGCACGGUCGCCGAGUUCAGAUGUGAAGCAACGACCAUCGAAAAGACGCUGGAACAGCGGGCUCGGCAAUACAACCGUGAGGCAAGCUGCGCACCUGUCCAUGUCUUCCCUGGAGGCCUGCCAAACGACCUGGAAGCCCUGCGGGAGCUUGUCCGGUCAGUGAUCAGGGAAGAGCUCAACAAGUUGCAGAUACCUCAGGCUCCAGCUGCGCGAUCUAUCGUCGACGUUGUCCGGGACGAACUCAGGAACGUCAUACGGGAUCCAGAGCGUGAGCCACAGCCGACGCGGCGCGCCCCAACGUACGCCGACGUACUCAGGCAACCCGCGGUACACAGUAGUGGAGCAGUUGCGACGACCGUUCCCUACCCGUCGACAGUACGCAGUGCACUCGUCUACUGGAACCACCGGCUGCCUAUCAGCCUUUAGCACGUAGUGCACCUCGUUUUGCGGAACAAAAGCCCCGCAAAAGUGACGUCUGGCGUGACCACGAGCGCAGGCCUCUGUGUUUCCAUUGCGGAGAAGCGGGUCACCUGUAUAGGUUCUGCCCGUACCGUCAAGUUGGGUUAAGGGGUUUUCCCUUAAGCGCACCAUGCCCCCGAAACGGUGAACGGCCAGCGGAGAUCGAAGAAUACUUGUCGACGCGCCAAAGCCCCGUUACUCCUCGCCAACAUCAACCACGGGCACCGUCGCCCAUGCGCUACCGAUCGCCUAGCCCACGCGCGUCUCCAAGAUUGCCUAGGCGUCGUUCACCAAGUCCACACCAGGAAAACUGAAGCAAGCGACCUGUGGAGGAUUGCAGUUCUGGCAAUCGCACCUGCCCACCAGGUUGCCAAUGCAGUCGUUACACACCCGUCGGAAGAAAUGUCGAAAAAUGGUUGUGUGGUCCACGUAAGGUUACCAGGUUGAUAUAGACUGCCAUGUAUGCUUCGUAGCACGUGAUGAAAACGAGAUUCGGGCAUCAUCUUUAAACUACAAUUAGUUAUAAAAAGCAAGGGUGCUGAUCCAGUGUACGUGUUGGAGUCCGCGGAAAGCGAACUUUGAGGAAAAGGGAGAAAUAAAUGCUUUACCACUCAG